Molecule: messenger RNA, 384 nt
Organism: Symbiodinium pilosum
Lineage: Eukaryota; Dinophyceae; Suessiales; Symbiodiniaceae
Source: the annotation of a GenBank genome assembly
AUGAGCUUCCGGAGGCUUAGGAAAGCGCAGGCGCUGACCUGCGCCUUCGAGAACGAGUUCUGCAAAUGGAUCAAUGACGCCGGGGAGGUGGCAUGGACUCUCCUCAAGGGAGGCGCGUAUGAGGGGGAGAGGUACGUCUACACGGAGGCGAGUGGUAGCAACAAGAACAAGCAGUUCAUCCUCGAGUCGGAGCGCUUCGUUAUGGACUCAGCCAUCAAGUUGUCCUUCUACUACCACAUGAAGGGUACCAAGAUGGGCGACCUAAAGGUGCUGGGCUUGGGCUCGGCGGAUGCAUGGAAUGAGCUCUUCUCCGUGUCCGGCAGUCAGGGCGACUCAUGGUUGCACGCGGAAAUCCCCAUUCCAGGCUGGAGGUUAAGGGUUUAG